GGGAGACGGUGGCGGGAUGUCGCACGCGCGUCUCGGAGGCAUCUCGGCUGGCCCGGCUUCGCGAGGGCCCGGCAGGUAUCGGUGGAUGGAGCCGGCGCUGGCUGAAGCCGCCGUAGAAACCGGCUUCUGGUUUGGUGGCAGCCGGCAGCGGCGUUGCAACGCAGCUCCCCGUGCGGAGGCAUGAAGCCGCUCCGAGAACCGGGCCAGGGGUACCAGCGGCUUUAUAUGGUGCGCCGAGGGGCUUCCCCCUGAUUUGGCCUGGGUGGCUUGCAACGAUCCGGAGGAAAAGAAAAACAAAAAACUAAAGCGCGUUUCCUCCCCCUAUAAUGGGACCGGGCAUCGGAGGUUAUCCCGUCUCCCUGCACAGAGGAAGCCUGCAAAACCUGCUUCAUGAAACCCACGAAGGGAGCGGAAUGGUAACUUCCAGUGGAGGAAAGAACCACUCAGGCACAAAAGAACUAAAGAAAUCAACGUUUCUAAAACCUUCUUCCAAGAGGCCAGCGAAAAACACAUCUGCUGUUGCAGAAAAGGUUCCCGUAGAGGCUACAGACAGACAGAUAACAGCUCAAUACAAAGAAAAAAAGCAGGUUUAUGAAGGGCAUCCAUCAAACAGAGUGCCCAGGUUGAAAAGAGAACUUCCUGUUAGAAAAAGUCACGAGGCCGGGGGUAACAAAACUCUUACUGCAUUUAAAGAUGUCUUGUGGAGUCCUUUCAGCGGGACAGAAGAUGCGAGGAUUCAGAGGUUUUAUGGCGGACCAAAAGGCGAUUUGGAAAGGAACUCGGGAGAGGAGGUGGAGGAAGCAGGCCCCAGCGCUCUUUCCUGUCAGGAGGUUACGACCGAGGCCAUGUUUCUGGACUUCGGAUCUUUGCAAAUGAUGAAAGAGGAAGACUCCGAGGAAGACGACGCCAGCGACCUUUCCGAUUCCGAAAGAAUUCCUAUCCCUCCGUCGCCUUGCUCUCCACCAGAGCUCAAUUUGCGAGCUGAGGAGAUCGACCCUCUUUGCUUUGAGCACCACUUCGAGACGCAACGGAAGCAACCGGACUACCGUUACCCAGACUUCCUCCCGCCACCUUUUAACACCUGGGACUUGAAAGGGUUGGCUGCGUUCAUCAACACCGAGUGCAAAUCGGAACCCCGCCCGGAACCGACUGGAUUUCUUGAGAAGUACGUGGAUCGUAUUUUGGAGCUGGAAUGGCUGCAAACGCAAACUGUACAAGCGGAGAAAGGAAAGGGAACCAAAGCUCGGGCUCAGACUGCUCCUAGCGUCCUCCGGUCCCUGAAAAGUUCCGGCAAAAGCAAGUUAUUGCACAGCCCUUUAGCCAAUAAACAGUUGACUCUCCCUGGAAACUUUCCAAGACUCCCCAAUGCAGGUCUCAAAAAGGACUUCCAUGGGGACAAAACCAGCCAGGUGGCAUCCCUUGAGAGUCAGUUAAAGGGCAAUGGACCCCCCAACCAAGGCUCAUCAGCCCAUCAGAGGAGACCAGCGGAAGCGAAGAACGAGACCAAAAAGCGGCCUGCCCUGAAGCAGCAUUUGGCCAGUAUGCCUUCUUUUGAGAUGCAGGAAUCCCCCAUGAUCCAUGGAGCUGGUAACAUGAGACCUCCCAAGCCGUCUUCUUCAUUCCACGGCUCCACCGUCCCCCUUAAGGGGUUACCAGCCCAUAUAUGUCCAAAUCCCAAGAAUGGAAAGAUGAAUAAUUACACACCUCCCAAAAAGGCCUCAGCAGAUCCCAAGCUAAAAGCAAACGGCCUGAAACAAACACGGUGCAAAUUUAAAUAAUGCUGGGGCGGUGGGGUUUAUUGCUUUGGUACAGCAAGGUCCGGCACCUCCCUUUUCCUUGUUGCAGGAAGAAUGUAGAAUGGUGGUUCUUGAACUUCGAAGGUAGACUUUCACAGGGAGAUGUCAUCCUGUCCUCGACUUCUCAUCCUAUGUUGUGAUUGGUGCCCUGAAGACAAGAAUUGUGAUUCAUCUCUUCCUCAACUACACUAUUGGGCACAUAGGUAUCCUCGCCCUUGUGAUGUUUGCAAUUACAGUGUGAGAUUUUUGGUCUUCCUGGGACUCCUUCCAUAAGCAUGUAACAUCAAAUCCGUGGCACGACAAAACCGUGCUCCACUAAAGCGCGCCCGAUUAAACCGC
This is a messenger RNA of Thamnophis elegans (Western terrestrial garter snake), 2135 nucleotides long. It is a transcript of the gene FAM217B, whose product is annotated as family with sequence similarity 217 member B. Bases 327 to 1778 code for a protein of 483 amino acids. The record is from RefSeq and is a predicted model, not a curated record. The transcript is spliced from 4 exons. Lineage: Eukaryota; Metazoa; Chordata; Lepidosauria; Squamata; Natricidae.